Molecule: messenger RNA, 2310 nt
Organism: Homalodisca vitripennis (glassy-winged sharpshooter)
Lineage: Eukaryota; Metazoa; Arthropoda; Insecta; Hemiptera; Cicadellidae
Product: exocyst complex component 1-like
Exons: 11
Coding region: 1-1872 (623 amino acids)
Biological process (GO): exocytosis; Golgi to plasma membrane transport
Cellular component (GO): exocyst; plasma membrane
Molecular function (GO): phosphatidylinositol-4,5-bisphosphate binding
Source: RefSeq, a predicted model, not a curated record
AUGCUUGCUGUGGUGCAGUUGACUGCCAGGAUAGAUAGUCGUGAUUCUUGCACAUGGAACUUCUUCCUCUGGUACAAUCUUCAGACUGGCCCCUUCCCAAGGCUCAAGGGAAUCUUGCUUUCCUUUCAACCACUUAGCUGUAUUGUUGUCUUCACAAGUGAAGAUCAGAACUUAUCUCCUGUUGAUCCCGUAGAAGCUUGGAGUGUUGGGAUCCUAACGUUCCUCCACAUUCGCUUCCAGGAUGAAGUACUGGAUCUCUUCCAUCUGUUCUGUUGUGAGUAUGGUUUCGGGAAAGGUGGAGUGAUAGCCAGAAAGAAGCCCACUAGAUCAGCUCAGCCUGAUCGGAAUUACCAUAGAAGACAAGAUUUGGAUCAGGCAGUUCCCAGGUGUGCGAGUACGAAAAUACAGCACGUAAUAAGAAAGAUGGCUGUACGUGUGCUUCAUGGACACUCUGGCUUGGCACAUGUGUUGGGGUAUGAAGACCCCGCCACUUCGCACCUGAGGCUGCUACUUUACAGCAUAGGUUGUCAGUAUGAGGGAUCUAUCAUCGACAGUGGGGAGGGAGGACAAGUUGAGGAACACCAACUGGGGACUGUUGGGGUGGUCGAGAGGGACCAGUGGGGGGUCGAGUGUGACCCCUCUGAGCGUCUCAGGUUCGACCAUAUCCUAGAGAAAGUGUUAGCCCAGCUGGAACCUGUUUGUCUCUCUGAGCAAAAUUUCUGUGUGUCCUUCUUCCAGUUGGACGUCCUCAGUCCCACCACCAAGAAUACACAGACAACAUUGGAUGGUCUGUCAGGGGACAACCGGACAGAGCUUGAGGCAGUAGUGCUACCUCAGAAACGCAUUGAGAAGCAGGUCAAUGAGGAGGUGCGUAAGAUGAUGGCUGACAUUUUCAGUUGUAUAGAGCCAGAAUUAGUGAACUUCAUCAACCAUCACGAGAAGCUCGACAGCAUGCAUGGAGUUAGACAAAGGUAUUGCUAUCUGGAGAAUGCAGUUAACAGACAUUAUCAAUCCUACUGCAUGUAUGCGCUGGUGAGAUUCAGCCAACACGUGAUGUCAGCACAAGACACUGGCUCGUUCCUCAGCAUGACGUUUGGCUCGGUGUUGGUGCAGGUCAAGCGGAACUAUGAUCGCUACAUGCAGGCUCAACUGCGCUCCAUUCACGAGUCCAAGGUCAACCGCAAGUCCAAGUGUGGAAUACUGCCUUUUGUUGCCAACUUUGAGGAGUUUGCAAACCACGCAGAAUUGAUAUUCAAGGACACAGAACGUCGGGGUGACUUGGAUAAGUGGUACAUCAAACUUGGGACAGCCAUGUUUGAGGUGAUCCCCUCAGUUGCAGCAGACCACCACAAGACACCCUCUGAGGUCGUCAAAAUGGAAAAUUUCCACCACAUGUUCUCUCUGCUCUCACAAUUGAAGAUAUCAGUGCUAGAUGCUCACAAGAAGGAAGCCAAACAAAAAUAUAAUGAUGCAUUGAAAGCUUAUGUCACCAGAUACUUUGGGCGUCCUCUUGAAAAACUUAAUCAAUUUUUUGACGGGGUCCAAGUAAAGGUAGCUCAGGGAGUAAAGGAGUCGGAGAUCAGCUACCAGAUGGCCUUCAGCAAGCAAGAAUUGAGAAAGGUGAUUCGAGAAUACCCUGGGAGGGAGGUGAGGAAAGGUCUUAAUGAUCUCUACAAGAAGGUUGAGAAGCACUUGUGUGAAGAAGAAAACCUCCUUCAGGUGGUGUGGAGAGCAAUGCAAGAAGAGUUCAUCCAACAGUACAAGUAUAUUGAGAACCUGAUCCAACGAUGUUACCCUGGCUCUAUGAUUACGUUAGACUUCUCCAUAGAAGAUAUUCUUCAGUUCUUUUCAGAGAUUGCCCGGUCUCAUUAGAUUAUACUUGGUUAAACUCACAUUUGAUGAAUUAAUGUUUAAUUCUUUGUAAAACAUGUAUAAGAUUAACCCUAGAUCAGGCGAUCAAUUAUUCCUUUGCUGGCAGGCCUAUUUUAGCUGAUUAAGACAGGUUCUUUUAAAUCAUUCUCAGGCUUAUUGUUUUUAAACAUAUACUUGUAUAUUGUUUUUUUCUGCAAGAAAAAUUGAAUGUAUUUUUUUAUAAAUAGUUUUAAAAUUUUUGUCUUACACAGAAGAAAAAUUACAAAAGCUAAUUUUACAAUUAUUAACUUUUGUUGUAAAAAAACCAACUUUUAAGUUCCGUAGUUCCUAAAAGAAAUGUUUAUUGAAUAAAUCAAGAUAAUUAGUAAAUAUAUCCCAAAGUAAGGCAUUAAAAAACAUUUCAUGAAAGUAAGAAAUAAAAAUAUACUAUUACUAAAA